Teleopsis dalmanni is the source of this 2177-nucleotide messenger RNA. RefSeq names its product transketolase-like protein 2. Gene Ontology annotation, molecular function: transketolase activity; thiamine pyrophosphate binding. The record is from RefSeq and is a predicted model, not a curated record. The transcript has a single exon. Bases 65 to 2074 code for a protein of 669 amino acids. Lineage: Eukaryota; Metazoa; Arthropoda; Insecta; Diptera; Diopsidae.
CAGAACUACUUUUACAAAAUACUGAACAGAAAAUAUUUAUAAAUGUACAUAUCAAAAUUCUAAAAUGUCCGAAGACACAGCGCCAGAUGGGGGUGAAACAUUAGAAGUUCUACAAAUUACUGUUAAAAUAUCCGAACACGAACAAACAGCGCCGGAUGGGGGUGAACCAUUAGAACACGAACACGCAGCGCCGGAUGGAGGUGUAACAUUAGAACUUCUACAAAAUAUUGCACACCGUUUGCGUAUACAUGCAAUUACAGCAACAGAGAGCUCAAAAUCCGGUCACCCAACAUCAUGCUCUUCAAUCGCAGAAAUCUUAUCAAUAUUAUUUUUCAAAAUAUUGCGCCUGAAUAUGAAUGAACCUAGAGAUCCUGCUAGCGAUCGAUUGGUGCUAUCAAAAGGGCAUGCAGCUCCCAUCUUAUAUAGUGCUUGGGCUGAAGCAGGUCUAUUUCCAGUAGAGGAUCUAAAGAAGUUACGAAAAAUUGAUAGCGAUUUAGAAGGUCAUCCAACACCACGUUUAAAUUUUAUUGAUGUCGGCACUGGUUCUCUGGGACAAGGUGUUGCUAUUGGUGCUGGCAUGGCGUAUGUUGGAAAAAAUUUCGAUAAAUCUAAUUACAGAAUAUAUGUUAUUGUUGGAGAUGGAGAAUCUGCUGAAGGAUCUAUAUGGGAGUCACUACAUUUCGCAGCGCAUUAUAAACUUGAUAAUCUGUGUGUUAUAUUUGAUGUAAAUCGUUUGGGUCAAAGUGAUCCUACUUCUCUGCAGCACGAAAUGAACAUUUAUGAGGAUCGUUUAAAAGCAUUUGGAUUUAAUGCGAAAGUUGUUGACGGUCAUAAUUUAAAAGAAUUAAAUGAGGCAUUUAAUGAAGCAUCUAAUACAAACGACAAGCCAACAGCAAUUAUAGCAAAAACUUUUAAAGGCAAGUAUUUUAUGGAAAUUGAAGAUGCAGAAAACUGGCAUGGUAAACCACUCGGCAGUAAGGCUGAAGAAAUUAUACAGCAUCUUCAAAGUUUGAUAACCGAUAAAGACUUUAAGGCGCCUAAACCACUUUCAAAUGAAACGAUUACGCCUGUGCCGAAUGUAGACCUCGAAAAAGUUCAACUAUGCCCACCUCCAGAAUACGAAAUGGGACAAGAGAUUGCAACACGUUUAGCGUAUGGCACAGCAUUGGCUAAACUUGCGAAAAAUAAUCCGUCUGUAAUUGCGCUUGAUGGUGAUACAAAAAAUUCCACUUUCUCUGAAAAAUUAAAACAAGAGUUUCCUGAACGUUUCAUCGAGUGCUACAUAGCAGAACAGAAUUUAGUCGGUGUAACAAUAGGUGCAACUUGUCGCAAUCGUACCAUCGCAUUUGGUUCUUCAUUUGCUGCAUUUCUAACACGUGCUUUUGACCAAUUUCGCAUGGGUGCCAUUUCCCAAACAAACGCCAAUUUCAGUGGUUCGCACUGUGGAAUUAGCAUUGGUGAAGAUGGACCAUCACAAAUGGGACUAGAAGAUAUUGCAAUGUUUAGGACAAUACCAGGCAGUACAAUAUUUUAUCCAAGUGAUGCUGUUAGCUGCGAACGCGCCGUAGAACUAGCUGCCAAGACAAAGGGUAUGUGCUUUAUACGCACAAGCCGUCCAAAUACACCGGUUAUUUAUAAAAAAAACGAAACGUUUGAAAUUGGUAAAGGCAAAAUUGUUAGAAAUUGUAAAGAUGAUUUAGCGCUAUUGAUCGGAGCUGGGGUUACUUUACAUGAGUGCCUAAAAGCAGCUGAAAAUUUAAGAAAUGAAAAUAUUUCAGUUCGAGUGCUAGAUCCAUUUACUGUAAAACCCUUGGAUGCUUGUCUCAUCCAGACAAAUGCACGCGAAUGUUAUGGCAAUAUUAUUGUUGUAGAGGAUCAUUACCAGCAAGGAGGAUUGGGCGAAGCUGUACUUAGUGCAUUAGCAAAAGAAACAGAUCUCUCGGUGAUGCACUUAUACGUCACCGGCGUGCCACGCUCCGGCCCAUCUGCAGAACUCUUAGAUAUGUUUGGAAUAUCAGCGCAACAUAUACAAUGUGCAGUUAAAGAAAUAGUUAAUUGUCCGUGUGCGGAAUAACCAUUCCCUUACACUAACUUCAUCUAAAAUUCACAUCAUUUAUAAUAAACUAUAUAUUUCCGAUUAAAAAAACCACUACACCAACAAACGUUUGUUUCUAUAU